This is a messenger RNA of Arachis duranensis, 842 nucleotides long. Its product is annotated as organ-specific protein S2. The record is from RefSeq and is a predicted model, not a curated record. Lineage: Eukaryota; Viridiplantae; Streptophyta; Magnoliopsida; Fabales; Fabaceae. The coding region runs from base 51 to 635 and encodes 194 amino acids. The transcript has 2 exons.
UACAUACUAUACAAACAAAGCAAUAAUAGAAAAAGUGAGGCUUGAGAAUCAUGAUGAAGCCAACUACUCUUGCUUCCCUCUCCCUUCUCUUCCUCCUUUUGGUUGUUACCUCUGUGGAAUCAAGAAAAGAGCCAGGAAUGGUAGAAGGAUUUCAAAGCCUUCUCCAAUUGAAGGCUGAGAAUAAGGCAAAUGCUCAAGAGAUAUUACUUGAUGAAGGUCCUAAUAAGCAGAAAUGUGAAGAGAAGAAAGUGAUAAUGGAAAUAGAGAUGAUUCUAGAAGAUUUUGAACCAAGACCAAGUGUUACAGCUUACAAUGAUGACAAUAUUCAUUCUAAGUUGAAGAAUAAAGAAUUUGAGCCAAGACCAAGUGUUACUGCUUACAACAAUGAUAACAUUCAAUCCAAGUUGAAAAAUAGUGGAUUUGAGCCAAGACCGAGUGUUACUGCUUACAACAAUGACAAUGCUAAUGUCAUGAUAAAGAACAACGAAUUUGAGCCAAGGCCAAGUGUUACAGCUUACAACAAUGACAAUAUUCAUUCCAAGUUAAAGAAGAGUGAAUUUGAACCAAGACCAAGUGUUACUACUUAUAAUAAAGAAUUUGAACCCAUUCCAAGUGUCACUAAGUAUAAUGACUAGAUGGACUAACGCACAAUUGGAAAUUUGAGUGCAGUUAUUACUUUCUAUGUAUUGAAUACAUAAUAAAUCGGCCAGUUCUUUCAUGGUCCAAAUAAUAAUGGUUCAGAAUCGGAGUCUCAUGUAAAUUAGAAAGGGGGACAAUGAUUCCCUCUAAAUCUUAGGCUUUUUUAUAAAUUAUAUAAAAUUUUACUUCAGUCCCCCAUAAUA